AAGGGGGGGGGGGCUGUGAUUUAUUUUCACCUGCAAAUAUAGAAAGGCAAUUUCCCGCUCUUUAAGAUUUCCUAUUCCUCCUCUUUAUAUAUGUCCCACUGCUUUUAAACCAAGCCAGAAACUCAGUGAUCCCAGAGAUGCCACUAGUAAGGCAGAUGAGCUGUAUCUGUAGGGAACAUGAACCAGUUUAAGACCAUUAUCAAGGUGACCACGGAGGCUGCCUCUUACCAGUUGGCACAGACAGCUUAGCGGGGAGGGGAGACGGCGAGGCAGCUCAGCCUCAAACCCUCCGUGCUUUCUGCAAAGCAGUCAUCCCUCCGAUGCCCAAACUUUGCAGGGCGGAGGCUGCCGGGGCGGGAGCGGGGCUGUGGGAGCAUCACUGCUGCGGGAUGCUGGCGGUGGGAUCGAUGAUGUCCUCCCCGCUCCCGGCAGCGCCCGCGAUGUGAUUCCUGCCUGCCGGCGGCUCCGCUCCCAGACAAAGGCUGAGCUCAGCGCCCGCGGGCGGCUGGACCCGGGCUGCUCCCCGCCUUCCCCUGCACCUCCCCGCGAACAUCCAGCAGACGGAUCAAAGCUCAUCUUUUGUCAUCGAAGGGAUUAACUCCCCGGGGAGCAGCGGCGGAGGCUGAGCCUACGCUGCCGGCACGCAUCGCCUGCUUCCCAGCACGCUCAGGAGUUUCGGAGCCAACCUCCCGGCAGCUAAUCCCCCUCGCUGCCGGGGCCGGGAGGCUGGGAAGAGCCGGCAGGUGAAGGGGCAGGAGGGCAGAGAGCGGGGAGGAGUGUCACACGCACCGGGCAGCGGCAGCGGAUCGGCGGCUGCGUGCGGGAGCUCCGCGGGGACCCAGCCCGCAAUGAAACAGGCUGGAGCAUCAGGCGGGAGGAUCUGUGCGCUUGGAAAAGUCUUUAAGGUAAAACCCGACACCGACCGCUCCUGGACUGGGCUGGGGACCGGGUGCUGAGCUCUCUGCCGGCAUGCUCGCUGUCUCUGACUUGGUUCUGUCUUUAAAGGAAUCGAUCGGGAGAUGCCGGUAGAAGAAGUUGCAGAAAGCCAAGCCGGAAUGGCCGGGAGCUGCGCGCCGCCGGCCCGGUCGCACGCCGGGGCAGCUGAACUUUGUGGGGUCUGAGCAUUCUGAACAUUCUGCGAACGCUCUGGGCAGCGCUAACGGGAGAGCCAGGAGCGCACCGCGCACCCCGAGCCUGGGGCAGAGCCACGCGGGGAUUUCUGUCUCUCCAAGGACCAUCGCCUCUGAAAAAGAAAAAAAAGCUGGAGAAGGGCAAUUUAUCUUUCUUUUCCAGAUGACUGAAAAUAUCUACCGGGUCCUGUCUCUCUGGUUUUCAUCGGUGAGUAGCAUAAGGGACAGGCGGCUGAGGAACAAAAAUGAUAUCGGUCAAAAUCAUUCCAGCACCUACUUUUUACUAAGGAACUUCAUGCCCGUAGGGGUUUUCUGGAGGCAUUUCCAGGAGUGAGACGAGGUACCACAGAUGCAUCCCUACGGGAUCAUGUAAGAAUUUGCAAAUGAGAAACGUACCCCAUCCCGACCUUCUCUGCCCGCUUUGCAGUACAUGGUUUGGUGUAAGCACAGCAAUUCUCACCUCUUUCUCUCCCUUUUAAGUCUCUUGAGCUUGGAGACCUCUUUCCUCAUUGCAAUUAUGAUUAUUUGCAACAUCAGUGCCAUCAAAGAUUGGAGCACUUUCCUUUCCCAAAUCCUCCCCAGCGUUAACAAGACUCUGAACUUGGUACAGCAAGUGGAAGCCACCACCAGCUCGGUGGUGAGUGUCCUCCAGGACCCCGAACAGGACAGCUACCUGUCCAAUAGCCAGUCCAUGAACUCCAGCAACUUCACAGCUGGCCUGGACCACUUGUUCCAGUACUCAUACUCGGACAAUGACCAGCUCUACAAGGAGUACAAGCCCCCUCCUCGAGACGCCAUUCCUCUGCCCAAGGCUGUCCUCUACCUCCUCAUGGCAGCCCUGGUGGUGGUGGCAGUGGCGUAUGCCAUCGUCGGGCAUCUCAUCAAGGACCUCAUUUACGACUUUGUAGAGUGGAUCUUUGGCCCCAGCCCGGAUGACAACAGCAACAAGAGCGACAUCAACUGCAUCAGCAACAGCGUCAACGAGAUGAGCGAGAUGCCCGAGGCGCCGCGGCACCGGGAGCGGCAGCCCCAGGACGUGGUCAUCGCCAUCGGCGAGAGCUGCCACCUGCCCCAGCAGACGUGACCGGCGCCAGGCCGGGCCGGGCGGGAUGGAGCAGCGGGAUGGAGAGGAGGCAUGGAGCAGAAGGAUGGAGCAGUGACACAGUGCAGCAGCCGCCUCGCAGGGCCGGGCAGGGAGAGCAAGGGAUGGGCAGAGCCGGCGCCGUGGAGCAAAGCCCUUCUCCCCCUGGUUUUACCAGCCUGGAAGGACCUUGCGGGGGUGGGUGGCAUCACCCUCUCUCCCAGGCUUGUCAGCCCUGUCCUGACGUCUGCCCUUGGGUUUGUGACCCCCUCUUUGUUCCCUGUGAAUAGCAAAAAAGAAAAAGCAAAUGCAAAAUACACCCACCAGACAAAGCUUGCAAGAGAAAUGAGCUGCAGAGAGGCCGGGCAGUCCUUUGGCGUGUGGCUGUCCAGGGGCAUGGGAAUGGGGUGGGGAAAAGGGCAAAGGAGACAAGGAGGCUGCAGAGAAAUGUGGUUGUCUGCAUUUCUGGGGACAGGGCCAGGACACAGCAGGGAGCUGGGAGCUGCAGAAAGGCACAGAAAGGUCAGCAGGGGCCAAAUCCCCCAGUACACUGGUGAUCUGCCUGGGCCAUCACUCCUGCCUUUAGCUUUGCAGCUCCAGCUCGCAGCCCUUUUCAGCAGCGUGUCCUGUGGCUCUGGGGCAGCAGGGUGACAGCCCAAACUUCCCAGGGAGCUUUAUUCCUCUAGGCCUGUAGCCAAGCCAGGGCCAUCACAUUCCCUCCACCACAUCUCUGCUUGAGCCCAGAGCCCCCUGACAGGGAGCAGCCCUGUUGGGACCAGGUUCAAUCCCUUUUUCUGAGGAAUGUUGCUGGAGAGGAGGACAGGGAUUCAUCUGCAUGAAAUCCAAACUCUUCAUGGGGGAAAAUAGCCCUUGUAUGUCUGCAUCCUUCAGACUCAUCCCAGAAUUCCUGCCACUCCAAGGGGUGCUGGCUCUGUACUGGGGUCAGCCCCACGUGCAUUGAUGGAGCAGGGACACCUCCCUCUUCUCCCUGGACACUUCCUCUUCCCAGCCAGAGCACCACCAACCAAAACUGCCCUUCUCUGUGCCCAAAGACAUUCUUUCCCAUUUGUAACUCCAGGCAGAUCCCUGCUCCUCGCUGUUGAAGGGGCUGUGGGGAAGCCAGCAACAGCAAAUGUGUGGGGGAAGCUACCAAACCAUGUGGGGAAAGGAGCAUCCUGAUGGCUUCAAUGCUGUUUUAUGAUCAGCUUUUAAAAACCUCAAUAUGGGUUUUAAACCAG
Molecule: messenger RNA, 3449 nt
Organism: Passer domesticus (house sparrow)
Lineage: Eukaryota; Metazoa; Chordata; Aves; Passeriformes; Passeridae
Exons: 2
Coding region: 1561-2214 (217 amino acids)
Source: RefSeq, a predicted model, not a curated record